CCCCCAGCCUCGUCCACUUCUCAUCCAGAUAACGAGAGAUGCACAACCGUCCUGUCUGCAGGAGCAAACUGUGAUUUUACAGAGGGCUUUCUGAAAUAUCUUUAUCAUGAUUUUUCAAGCACUUUUUGAGUUCAUGGACUUUACUGGCUUGCUGUUGUUCAGUUUUGUAGUGUUACUUUUGACUGAUGUAUUUAGAAACUGGAGGCCACACAGCUUUCCACCUGGACCCUGGGCUAUGCCUUUUCUAGGAAAUGUCUUCACUGGAGUUGACUUCAAAACAAUGGAGAAGCUUGCUCGGGUGUACGGCCCAGUGUUCAGCUUGAGGAGAGGCAGUGAGAGGAUGGUGUUUAUUUCAGGAUACAAGAUGGUCAAAGAGGCUCUUGUUAACCAGCUGGACAGCUUUGUUGAUCGACCUGUUGUCCCUCUCUUCCAUGUUGUCUACAAGGGCCUUGGCAUCGCUUUGAGCAAUGGUUACCUGUGGAAGAAGCAGAGGAAGUUUGCCAACACUCACCUGCGUUACUUUGGAGAGGGCCAGAAGUCACUGGAAAAGUACAUUGAAGUGGAAAGCAACUUCCUUUGUGAAGCUUUCAAAGAGGAACAAGGAAGACCAUUCGACCCCCACUACAUUUUAACGAAUGGAGUGAGUAACAUCAUCUCCUCUGUGGUCUUUGGACAUCGCUUUGAAUACAGUGAUCAAAGCUUUCGCAAGCUUCUGGAGUUGGACAAUGAGGCCAUUAUGCUCGCCGGCUCUGCUCAGACUCAGCUGUACGACGUCUUCCCUGGCUUGCUGAAGUACCUGCCAGGACCUCACCAGACUGUCCACGCCAACUACAAGGAGAUCAUGACUUUCCUGAAAAAGGAAAUAGAGAAGCACCAGGAGGAGUGGAACCCCGAUGACCCUCGAGAUUAUAUCGAUGUAUACCUGGCAGAGAUGGAUAAGAAAAAGGAGGAUCCCCAGGCUGGCUUCAACGUGGAAACCCUGCAGGUUUGCACCCUCGACCUGAUUGAGGCUGGGACAGAAACGACUGCCACCACUUUACGAUGGGCCCUCGUAUACAUGAUGCACUAUCCUGAGAUACAGGAGAAGGUCCAGGCAGAGAUAGACAGAGUGAUCGGACAAUCUCGUCAGCCCACCCUGGCCGACAGACCCAACCUGCCUUACACUGACGCUGUCAUCCAUGAGACUCAAAGGAUGGGAAAUAUUGUUCCCAUGGGAUUCCCCAAAAUGGCCAGUAAAGACACUACACUAGGAGGAUACUUCAUACCUAAAGGCACAGCUAUUAGUACAAUCCUUGCAUCUGUGCUGUUUGAUAAGAAUGAGUGGGUGACUCCAGAUGUCUUCAGUCCAGAGCAUUUCUUGGAUUCAGAGGGCCAGUUCCGCAGAAGAGACGCAUUCUUACCAUUUUCAACAGGUAAACGUGCGUGUUUGGGGGAGCACCUGGCCAAAAUGGAGCUUUUCCUUUUAUUUACAUCUUUCCUCCAGCACUUCACCUUCUCUCCUGUUCCUGGAGAAAUGCCCAGCUUAAAAGGUGUGCUAGGCUUCACCCAUUCCCCCGAGAAGUUUAGGAUGCUAGCUGUGCCUCGCUGAUUUUCCCCACAAAACAAAAAAUAACCACCCCGAAACAAACAGACGCACAAAAAAGACCAUAUGAAAAAUUAAGAAAAAGUACAAAUAAAGAAGAAGAAGGAUAUUUGCAAGUUGUACAUCAAAGGCACAUGGCUUAUUGUUUCAAGCACAGACAGCAGGCCCAGUUGCCUUUGAUUUGGUUCUUACAGGUAAUUAAAGCACCUGUACUCCCGCCGGUCCUCCCACAGAUGUGUUUACAAUUAUUUUGCAUGUGUAGACCUCUUCUAAAGAUUGUGUGUGUCUACAAUAAAAAUUGUUUAACAUUU
Messenger RNA from Siniperca chuatsi (mandarin fish), 1893 nucleotides. Its product is annotated as cytochrome P450 2J2-like. The transcript is spliced from 9 exons. Gene Ontology annotation, biological process: xenobiotic metabolic process. Gene Ontology annotation, cellular component: intracellular membrane-bounded organelle; cytoplasm. The record is from RefSeq and is a predicted model, not a curated record. Gene Ontology annotation, molecular function: heme binding; oxidoreductase activity, acting on paired donors, with incorporation or reduction of molecular oxygen, reduced flavin or flavoprotein as one donor, and incorporation of one atom of oxygen; iron ion binding. Bases 107 to 1588 code for a protein of 493 amino acids. Lineage: Eukaryota; Metazoa; Chordata; Actinopteri; Centrarchiformes; Sinipercidae.